AUGGAAAAAGUUUAAAGCCAAACUUAAUUAACAUCACAUACCAUGCUAAGUCCAAUUAUUAAAAAACUUAAUUUCAGAACUGACAAAAGAGGGUUUCCAAUUCUGAAAGGAUCUAGGUGUCAUGGGAUAAGUUUUAAGGAUUAGAUUAAACAGGGGGAACUACAAACUGUAAUAUUAGUAGAGAGUUGGAAACAACUAAAUUAUGAUAAUAAAUAAAAUAAAAAAGCUACAGAAUGCUGCAUGAUUUAUUGA
Molecule: messenger RNA, 252 nt
Organism: Paramecium pentaurelia
Lineage: Eukaryota; Ciliophora; Oligohymenophorea; Peniculida; Parameciidae
Source: the annotation of a GenBank genome assembly